Molecule: messenger RNA, 1701 nt
Organism: Fraxinus pennsylvanica
Lineage: Eukaryota; Viridiplantae; Streptophyta; Magnoliopsida; Lamiales; Oleaceae
Source: the annotation of a GenBank genome assembly
AUGUCUUCUAGCUCCAUACCUCACUUUCUCUGUGAUUUCAUUUUCUACACUUCUGAAAGGGGCUAUAAAUUCAAUUCAGUGUAUUCUUGCAUAUUCAGAAGGGAGUUUCUGAGUAUAAUGGAGAUUAGCAAUAAAACCAUAUCAAAAAUGGAAGAUUAUGAAGUAAUAGAACAAAUUGGAAGAGGGUCUUUUGGAGCUGCAUUUCUUGUUCAUCAUAAAAAUGAGAAAAAGAAGUAUGUUUUGAAGAAGAUUCGCCUCGCUAAGAAAACUGAAAAAUUUAAGCAUGCUGCCCGCCAAGAGAUGGAUUUGAUGGCGAAGCUAAAUAACCCCUACAUAGUCGCGUACAAGGAUGCAUGGGUCGAAAAGGACUGCUGCGUGUGCAUUGUGACAGGUUACUGUGAAGGUGGAGACAUGGCAGAGAUAAUCAGAAAAGCUAGAGGAAUAUUUUUCCCUGAAGAGAAAAUCUGCAAAUGGCUAACUCAAUUACUUCUUGCUGUGGAUUACCUUCACUCUAAUCGCGUCCUUCACAGGGAUCUUAAGUGCUCAAACAUUUUCCUUACAAAAGACAACAAAAUCAGACUUGGUGACUUCGGGCUUGCAAAACUGCUUAAUAAAGAUGAUCUUGCUUCAUCGGUUGUUGGAACUCCAAACUACAUGUGUCCAGAAAUACUAGCAGAUAUACCAUAUGGUUACAAAUCAGACAUAUGGUCCUUACGUUGUUGUAUGUUCGAAAUAGCUGCCCAUGUACCUCCAUUUCGAGCUGCAGACAUGGCUGGACUAGUGAACAAAAUAAACAGAUCAACUAUUUCUCCUCUUCCAACAGCAUACUCCUCGACUCUGAAGCAAGUGAUUAAAAGCAUGCUUAGACGAAGCCCUGAACAUAGGCCUACAGCUGCAGAACUAUUAAGGCAUCAGCAUUUGCAGCCAUAUCUUGCUCAAUGUAGCAAUUUAUCACCUGUCUUUCUUCCGGUGAAAUGUGAAAUCGAGUCAAAGUGCAAGACAACAAAGGCCAAGUUUCCUGAAAAACCUACAUCGGAGAAAGACCGAAAACCUAGAACGAAAGGAAUGGUGAAAAGGUCAAAAGACGUUUCAGACACAGAGAGAAAGGCAGAUUUGCCCACUUCCUUAAAAGUUCCAAAACAUAAUAUGAAAAAUCAGGCAGCAGAUCCAACAAGUUGCUUAAAUCAAGUACCUAAAUUGGAUGUGAGAGUCGAAAAAAACUGUCUCAACAGACAUGAGAGUAUUGAUUCGGGAUCCUCAUCAGGAUCAAGUACACUGACUGAUCAGCAAGAAGACACAGAACAAAAAGAAUGUACUCAGCAAUUACGCGUUGCUGGUGAAGCUGAUAUUGAUCGUAAGAAUCCAUGUGACAAAAACAUACCAACAAAAGGAAUUCAAGAUAUUGCUUUGACUGGAAGGAUGUUAUCAAAAAGUAUAGAGACACUUGUACAUAGAGAUGAAUUCGGAGGAAACAUAUCGGCAAUAAGUACUCUAAAAAAUGCUGCUCCUAAAGAAGAGAGGGAAGAAGCUAUGGAGACAUUACUUGAACUUUGUGCACAACUACUAAAACGAGAAAGGCUUGAAGAACUUGCUGGCGUGCUGAAACCAUUCGGGGAUGAAGAAGCUGUAUCAUCGAGAGAAACAGCAAUUUGGUUGACAAAAGGGUUAAUGAAUAUUCAAAGACAAGGUGGAGAAGUUUAG